This is a messenger RNA of Nematolebias whitei (Rio pearlfish), 1530 nucleotides long. RefSeq lists its product as uncharacterized. NCBI's taxonomy places the organism in Eukaryota, Metazoa, Chordata, Actinopteri, Cyprinodontiformes, Rivulidae. The record is from RefSeq and is a predicted model, not a curated record. Bases 1 to 1530 code for a protein of 509 amino acids. The transcript is spliced from 6 exons.
AUGGUGUUGGAGUCGGGCGAAGUCUUCAUGGAUCAGGUCGAGAAUGAAAGUGUCGGGGACCCACUGGAGCCAAAUGUCCCAAUGGAUCCACCCAAAACCUCCAACUGUUCAGUCAAAAAUGCAGCAGCCAGAAGAAGUCAUGUCCCCAGAAAGGAGAGGGUGUCCCACAACAGGGUUCUGGACCUGACGAGCAGCUGCCAGGGGGCAGAGAACAGGCCAGUGCUUCACCAUUCCCUCAGCAUGAAGGUGACAUCGCAGUUCCUGCGAGGUUCUCAGAAACACGUGGCAGACAGGAAGAUCCUGCAGCCUCCUUGGCGCAGUGGCUGUGCGGCCUCCUCCACCCCAUCUCAGAGCUUGACCAGCUCCAGCCUUGGAAGGGGCAGAUGGAUGCGACGCAGCGAAAGCACCCUCUCCAUUAACUACCCUUUGGUGACGAGAGCCGGCAGGGGGCUGAUAAGACCCGCCACCUCCCUUCCCCACAUAGCUAAAGGAGCAGCUGAUUCGACACUCCCCACUCCCAUCCGACCGUGUCUGCUUGUCUCCCUCAGACCUCUGAACUUGGACCAGGAAAAGCAGGCCUUCUUCCAGUCCAACUACAAGUAUGAGCCACAGUUUGAGUACAUGCAGCCCGAGCCGACGAGUGUUCUAGAUAAGUACAGAGAAGGUUCUGGUCUCUUCCUGGAGCAGGCAGUUGGAAUCAUGGAGUGUGUUUUGAAGAAAUAUGAAUCUUAUACAAACUUUGAGGAACUGACGGGUGGCAGCGUUCUACCAAAAAGUCAAGUUUGGGCAGCUGUACGCAGAUACCUACAGAAAGAGGGCUGUUUGGGAGAGGUUGUUGUUUGUCUGUCCGACAAGCUGCUGUCACAGGCGAUGAUGGUGGUGGAGAACUGCCGUCCCACUCUUACCAUCAACUUGGCUGGGGCUCGGCAGCACUGGCUAGAGGGAAUGCUGAGGCACGAGAUAGGUACACAUUAUCUGCGAGGUGUGAACAACAGUUUGCAGCCAUGGGCCACCUCAGAGGGCAGGAACCAGUUUGGCCUCAAACCAGCCAAUCCCACAGAGGAAGGCCUGGCCAGCCUGCACAGUGUGCUGCUCCGUAAGCAGCCAUACCUGUGGCGUGCCUCGCUCCUAUACUACACAGUUUACCAUGCCACCAGUAUGAGCUUCAGCCAGCUUUUCAGUCACAUUGCACGCUUCGUCGAAGACCCAGAUGUUCGCUGGGAGUACUGCUUGCGUGCCAAGAGGGGACAGAUGGACACCUCGCAGCCUGGCUGCUUCAGCAAAGAUCAGAUUUAUCUUGAUGGGAUUCUGCGGAUUCUUCGCCAUCGAAGGACCAUCGACUUUAAGAUGUUGACUGUAUUAGGAAAGGUUUCUUACGAAGACGUGGAGAAGCUGCGUCAUCUGGCAGUUCUGUCCCCAACCAGAAUUCCACACUUCAUGCGUGACCAGGACCGAUAUCUGCAGCACUUGGACUACAUUGCCCUAAUCAAUGAGCUGGAUGAUUCAACACUGGAACAGCUUCUUCCUUGA